CGACAUUGGCUCAGGCGGUAAGAGCAGUUGACUGGCAGUUGGAGCGUUGCCGGUUUGAUCCCACCUUGGGUGUGUCAAAGUGUCCCUGAGCAAGACACCUGCGCCCAAAAUGUUCCUGACAAGCUGGUUGGUGCCUUGCAUGGCAGCCAAAUCGCCAAAUCGUUGGUGUGUGAGUGUGUGUAUGAAUGGGUUCAUGAGAAGCAUCAACAAAGGCGCUAUAUAAAGGCCAACCAUUUAAUUAUUUAUUUCAUUUGACAAUUACGUGUCCCUGGCAAACCUAAUAGCCUACACUUAAUAGAUAUGUUAGACAUUUUGCUAUUUGCAACAUUCAAAUUAAAUCUACACGCCACCUAGAAGCCAUCCAGCAAUAAUAUCGGUUUAAUAUCGCCGGUGGGAAAGUGAUGACACAAAUCACAGUUACUCAAAAUGUACAGUAUCGUGCUCCCAGAUUAACCACGGUAGAUAAUAGCCUAGCCUACUCUGUGACUGCCAUCACAUACAACUUGUUGGGCGAUGUUUACAGCGUGGAAGCCUACCCAUUUCUACACAAAAGUGUGUUCGUUCUUAGUCGGUGCCUUGAUGAUGGGAAUUUGUAAACUAGCCUAUCAGUCGCACCAAGGACUUUUGGGAGCCCAAGUACUAGGCCUACGUAGAAGUUUCACUUGACGCCUGUGUUGGGGCUUGGGAAUCUGAAUGAAAUAAGAAUUUACAAUACGUCGUCGCUUUAACUGGACGGAAGGUUUGCUUACUCCAUUGCUUUAUCUGACAAGCCCAAGAAAGCUGACGGUGAUGCGGAAAGCUGUCAGUGCCUUUUCUGAACUAAAUCCCAGAGAGUGGAGGCUAUUUAAAGUGCACUCUCAUUAUUACUUUCCAGAACGAAAUUAUUUUGAAAAUAAUUAAAGUAUACAGUUCUUAGAAUAAAUUCCAUCGGCUAUGCGUACGUAUUAUUACCCGUCACUGUAUGUAGCCAAUACUUAAAAUGGGCCGAGUUUUGUGAAUUUCCCUACUGUAACAUGUGAAAAUGUAUACUCGUAGUUUAAAAAUAAACUUCACGGAGGCAUAAGCCGCAUAUACGUAUGUACCCAACGUCAGGGGACACUUGAAACGAGAGAAGGUGAUUUCUGUCAAGAAGGUUACAAUUAAAUGAACUAUUUCAUUAACUCCGUACAUAUCUGAAGGGGGGGCGUGAUCACGGAAGAUUCCUUCUGGAUUUCAGCACUACCAGAGGACACGCCGUAUUUUCGUGGAAAAAAUCGGUUCUGCGAGAGGUCUGUAGCCAUCGCAGUUUUAUUUGCGAUUCGCAAGGGAUGCAUUUUCAUCUCUUCGUGAAACGAGCCCUGCCCUCUGCUCAGCUGGCUCUCCUCGGCCUCAGCCUGGCGCCAGUCCAACGCCACACCUCCUGCAGCUGUGGGGAGAGCCAGCUCAGUCCAACACCACUCCUCCUGCAGCUGUGGGGAGAGCCAGGGAGUCCCUCCCACUCUCUGUCACGCAGUUUCAGAGAAAACGAAACUCUCUCUCUGUUUGCGUCAAAUAACUAGGUGGGUCUGCUCAGAACUAGGAAAUAUCUCUUUCACACGCCGAUUCAGAGAAACUACACUACCUUCUGAAUAAAAACUGAUCUCAUCAGUUUUUUUUUAGCCAUUUUUUUGUAAAAUGGCUGAAGGUGGCGUUUUACUGGAUCAGGACCAGUUCAGCUGUUCGAUCUGUCUGGAUCUACUGAAGAAUCCGGUGACUAUUCCCUGUGGACACAGUUACUGUAUGGGCUGUAUUCAGGGCUGCUGGGAUCAGGAUGAUCAUACUGGUGUCUAUAGCUGUCCCCAGUGCAGAGAGACCUUCACCCCAAGGCCUGUUUUAAGAAGAAACACCAUGUUUGCUGAAGUGGUGGAGAAACUGAAGAAGACAGGACUCCAAGCUGCUCCUCCUGCUCACUGUUACGCUGGACCUGGAGACGUGGCGUGUGAUGUCUGCACUGGGAGAAAGCACAAAGCUGUCAAGUCCUGCCUGGUGUGUCUGGCCUCUUACUGCGAAACUCACCUCCAGCCUCACUAUGAAUCUCCUGCCUUUAAGAAGCACAAACUGGUGAAAGCCACUGGAAACCUGCAGGAGAAUAUCUGCUCUCAUCAUGACGAACCACUGAAGAUUUACUGUCGUACCGAUCAGCAGUGUAUCUGUUAUCUGUGUACAAUGGAUGAACACAGAGGCCAUGAUACAGUCUCAGCUGCAGCAGAAAGGACUGAGAAACAGAAGCAGCUGGGGGCGACACAGAGUAAAUUCCAGCAGAGAAUCCAGGAGAGAGAGAAGGAGCUGCAGGAUCUGAGACAGGCUGUGCAGUCACUCAAGCGCUCUGCACAGGCAGCAGUGGAGGACAGUGAGAGGAUCUUUACUGAGAUGAUCCACUCCAUUGAGAGAAGGUGCUCUGAGGUGAAAGAGCUGAUCAGAGAUCAGGAGAAGGCUGAAGUGAGUCAGGCUGAAGGACUCCUUGAGCGACUGGAGCAAGAGAUUGCUGAGCUGAGGAGGAGAGACGCUGAGCUGAAGCAGCUUUCACACACAGAGGAUCACAUCCAUUUCCUCCAGAGCUGUCAGUCUCUCUGUGCCCCUCCUGGACCUGGAGACUUACCCAGCAUCACUGUCAGUCCACACGUCUCUUUUGAGGCUGUGAGGAAAUCUGUCUCUGAACUGAAAGAGCGACUGGAGGACGUUUUCAAGGCGGAGUUGGUCAAAGUUUCUGGAAAAGUGGGAGAAGUCCAUAUUGUUGGCCCUGAAGAGCCCAAGACCAGAGAGGACUUCUUACAAUAUUCCUGUCAGCUCACACUGGACCCCAACACAGCGUGUGAAUACCUCCGUCUGUCUGAGGGGAACAGAGAGGUGACCAGUGUGGGAGAGAUCCAGUCUUAUCCUGAUCAUCCAGAGAGAUUUGACUACUGGUGGCAGGUGCUGUGCACAGAGGGUCUGUCUGGACGCUGUUACUGGGAGGCUGAGUGGAGUGGAGAUGGGGUUUAUAUAGCAGUGUCAUAUAAAGACAUCAGCAGGAAAGGAGAGGUUGAUGACGCUGCUCUGGGAUGUAAUGACAAGUCCUGGGCUUUGUUCUGCUCUCGCUCUGGUUACUCUUUCUGGCACAAUAAUAAGGACACUAAAAUCCCUGUUCCCCCCUCCUCCAGAAUAGGAGUGUACCUGGAUCACAGGGCAGGAACUCUGUCCUUCUACAGCGUCUCUGACACAAUGACCCUCCUGCACACAGUCCAGACCACAUUCACUCAGCCCCUCUACCCUGGGUUUUGGCUUUAUAAUUAUAAAUCCUCUAUAAAACUGUGUGAUCUGGGUUGAGUCAGAAACUGAAGGGAAGAUCAGCUGUAAUUAAAGAGAGGGAAAAACAGUGAGAUGAAACAGUGAAAUGAGAUAGAAAAUGAAUUAAAUGAAAUAUUGGGCUGGCUCAUUACACCAAGGGCCGAGUUUCACCUUGAUAUGCAGCUUCACAAACCUGUUUUAAUAAGAUUUGGUGAAGUCACUGUUGUGACUCCAUUUUGAUGAUUUAGGAGUGCUUAAUGGAUGAUUUUUGAGACGCCUUUAGAAGUAUUACAUCGCUGUACAGGGCGUUCAGUGCUGCAGCACCCAGGCUCUGGAAUGACCUUCCUGGGUGCAAUAGGACUUCUGAAUCCAUCCAGUCUUUCAGAACACAGUUAAAACCUGUCUGUUUAGGGAGGCCUAUCACACUGGUCAUCACACAUAGCAUUUCUCUACUCAUUGGCGGUUCUCCUCCCUGCUGGUUCCUUGUAAACAUUGUUUUUAUAGCUUGCUCUUUUUUUUACUCUUGCUUUUUGUGUUGCUUCUUGUAUUGUUAUUAAUCAUCCAUCCAUCCAUCCAUUAUCUGAACCCGCUUAUCCUGAUCAGGGUCGCAGGGGGGCUGGAGCCUAUCCCAGCAUACAUUGGGCGAAAGGCAGGAAUACACCCUGGACAGGUCGCCAGUCUAUCUCAGGGCACACACACCAUUCACUCACACACUCAUACCUACGGGCAAUUUAGACUCUCCA
Molecule: messenger RNA, 4028 nt
Organism: Conger conger (European conger)
Lineage: Eukaryota; Metazoa; Chordata; Actinopteri; Anguilliformes; Congridae
Product: tripartite motif-containing protein 16-like
Exons: 6
Coding region: 1654-3324 (556 amino acids)
Molecular function (GO): zinc ion binding; protein binding
Source: RefSeq, a predicted model, not a curated record